AAACGGCCAAAAUGCUGUAGAUUUUGCACAUAUCUUGGCAUAACCGUCUUUUUCCAUAUGAUGCAAUUCUCUCUAGCCGAGACAACGGCAGUGUUGUCGCAUAAGCGCAAGACCUAGCCAACGACAAGUUUGCAAAUUCCAUAAAAAAUACCAAAAAUUACUAUCCAAAAGGCCCAAACCACCAAAUUACACCGCCUACCCUGGCAUCAAUUUUAUUUUGUUGCUUCUGUACCCAGUCACAUCCCAGCUCUUGUCUCUCUCAGCCUGUCACUGUAUCAGCACAAGUGGCAAGCCACCGUACAGUACUGCACUGCACGCACAGGCGGGCUGGCUCCACAGUGCCCGAUCCCCCGGCGCAACCGCAUCUGCAGCUAAAAAUUCUCAGCAAAGCAGCUUCUGGAGCAGUAUCCAACCAUCGAAUCACACACAUAUCCUUCACAAUGGCUCCGAAAAAACCGCCGACGACCAAGACUGGAGAUGCUGCCGGUGCCAAAAAGCCUCGCCAUGGCUUCCGCGUAGGACCUGAAAACUUGCCCGACGGACCCUGGCGUCGCAAAGUCGACAAGAUUAAGAAGGAUCUCAUUCACAAGGCUAAAGUGAAGAAGGCCUACAAGAAGAUUAAGGAAAGAGAGUUUAAGUCGACGUCAGAGGAUACCAAAGACGCUGGUGACGACGACAAGGAUGCCGCCGCCGAGCAGAUGCACCCUACGAGGCAGCUCAUGAUUAAGGAUGAGGAUAAGGCCCAAGAGGGAGUUACACCAACGGGCAAGGAAGUCUCUGGUGAUGGCCAGCGCAGACGCACAAGGCGGCCAGGCUACUACGACAAGCAGCUGGCCAAGGCAGAGGAGCGCAGCAAGGAGGCUGAUGAACGCCGCCAAGAGUGGGAGCGAAGGCAAGCCGAGCGGGCGGAAAAGAUUGCCGAGAGAGAAAAGUACAAGCGUGCCAUGGCCAAGACGGUAGGAAGAGACGGCAAGAAGAAGCUUGGCCGCGAGAGUGGGCUGUUAUUGGACAAGGUCAAGAAGAUGAUGGCACAGGGCAAAUGAGGAGCGCCGACCAGACAACAUAACGAUGGAUUGAUACCCGAUGCAUAGAUGAGGUUGGAGGAACUGAGACGAAGCGGGGGAAAAUGACAACACAAACAAUCAUAUGUUUUAGCCUGGGUGUAAAAUGUACUUUUUUCAUGUUUUAAUACAGCGUUUCAUGGAUGGAUAUAACAGCGCCUGUUCACCCGGCGGUGUGAAGGACGAACAAGACGUUAUGCUAUUCGUGGAAAGAAAGUUGUGAUUCAGCAUGACGGCUGUUUCAGACGGAAAUAAUAAAAACUACUAUUGGUUAGUAGACGUAUGUGUUGUACUGCGGUCAUCAUGGUAUAGUUCGUCGUCCAUCAGCACAGACGCUCGCUUAGAGGAAAAAGUAAGCUGCGACUACUGCUCCUCUGGUCGAAGCUCUCGUGUUGUUUACCUUGGCGCAUGAGGUGUUUGAAUUCAGAUGCUCCGGCAGUUAUGGAAACAAACGCAGCAUAUUUCUCCCGAGGCAUGAAAAUAGGCGUUGUUUGAGGAUGGGCGGCGGAACGAUCUCCAGCUAUGCGUGCGUGCCUCUCUCUCUCUACUGUGCAUCAUAGAUGAGAAACACGCACCGGGCACCGCCCCAACCACCAUUUCACGCUUAAAAUAACCUAGCCGAGCCAGAGUGGAACACCGGCCGCUCACGCGAUGCACAUCAUUUUCGGUUUUGGGCAGACAAAGUGGCCUAACUCUGAGCGUCAGCCCAAGGCUUGAGACGACAAGUGCACCACAUCUGCUCCACGGCCGUUUUGGCAGCGUCGCGCCAGCAUGACGCCACUUGUCACAGCCAGUUAAAAAAGUAAGUGGUGCACUGUAGUAGCAUAGUCCGUCGCCCCUGUUUUGGUCUCUGUCCCCCGCUAGUGCUAUAUGCAUUAUGCGAUGAAAUCAAUCGCUGCAGAUGGCGUCGAUGGUAUUUGUUGCCGCGGCCAUUUUAUCACCAAGAGAACGAAAUGCUCGGGUUAGCUGCUGCCGUGGAGGUUGGUUGGUGAUGACAACAGUUGGGCACGGACGGUGUCCGACGGAACGAGGAGCCCUGUGCACGGCAACAUAGAGUACAGUACGGAAAGACAGAUAAAAAGAGAAAGAGAAGUAUUUCACUAAGCGGCCGUUUUUUGGCGGGUGGCGUUGCAGGGUUUCGCAGUGAUUCCAGUGGCAUGGACACGACGGAGUGACGGCAACAAGGCUCUAGCGUGGGCGGCAAAGCACUGUUGCGUGGUGCUGCUGUUGCAGAUCAGCCAAUUGGAGCGGCAUGGCAGAUGACAUGUGGUCACUGGGGAACACCUAGAGACAGGUACUGUUGCUGUGUGUCAGGGGAAGAGAAUGGGUGGCUUGUUGGGAUUAGGUACGCGAUAUCACGGUUGUCUCUGGCUGGAGAGGACAGACUGCGGGGGAGACAGAGGAGGGUUGACUUACUACAGUACAGCGUAGGUGUGUGUUUAGGUGAUGCUGUGCGUGAGCAAGUAAAAAGAUGGUAUUCUUAUCUUGGGGCCUUCCAAUUAAACAAAAAAUGCGCGCGUGCCGUUCUUGGGAGACCAACUGGCUGGGCUGGUGUCUCUGAACAAGAAGCAAGGCUCUGGGUUGGUUUCUCAGCAGCUGUUGUAGGAUGCAAAGUAUAUUUUAUCGCUUGGUGCUGAGCUGCUGCAGGCGGGACGGCGAGUACCGUGUACUUGUUGUGGGCGGCUGGUUAGCUGGCGUGCAGCAAACUUGGCACUAAGCAGAGCCGUCCCUUUUUUUAAUUUUUAUUUUUUGACAGCGGCCUGGUGGCUGCUAAUUGGUUAAUUGGUGAUUGUAGUAAACGUUGUCCAAUUAUCUAGAUAAAAAUUGAAAUAAAAAUACAGAUGAGAAAACAACAACUAGACGAAGCAAUACCCCAU
This is a messenger RNA of [Torrubiella] hemipterigena, 2938 nucleotides long. NCBI's taxonomy places the organism in Eukaryota, Fungi, Ascomycota, Sordariomycetes, Hypocreales, Clavicipitaceae. The record is from the annotation of a GenBank genome assembly.